This is a messenger RNA of Priceomyces carsonii, 729 nucleotides long. It is a transcript of the gene RCT1, whose product is annotated as Rct1p. Gene Ontology annotation, cellular component: outer membrane. Lineage: Eukaryota; Fungi; Ascomycota; Pichiomycetes; Serinales; Debaryomycetaceae. The transcript has a single exon. The record is from RefSeq and is a predicted model, not a curated record. Bases 1 to 729 code for a protein of 242 amino acids.
AUGUCAGCAAACGAUUUUUAUUCAUCAGGAGAUCAAAACAGAUACCAAGGAUCUGAGCAGCAACAGCAACAGCAGCAACAGCAGCAAUACCAGCAACAGCAGCCUCAGCAGCAACAACAAGAAGGCGAGGCUGGUGAAAGAGGUCUUCUUUCUUCAGUUAUCGGAGGAGCUGCUGGAGCCUACGGAGGUGAUCGUAUGUCUGGGGGUCAUUCAACCUUAGGUAAAAUUGGAGGUGCUCUUGCAGGAGCAGUUGCAGGAAACAAAAUAGGAAACUAUGUUGAAGGACACAAUCAGGGUGGAAAUCACAAUGGUGGAGGUAGUGGUGGCCUCAUGGGCAAUCUCUUAGGUAACAACAACAAUAACAGAAGAGAUGACUAUGGAAAUGAAGGUAGACAUAGUGGUGGGGGUGGUGGUUUCCUUGGAAACCUUAUGGGAAAUGACGAUAGGAGAGACAAUUACGGUGGACAAGGUGGCGGAGGCUACGGUGGCGGACGCCAUGAAGGCCACGGCGGUGGUAGAAAUGAUUACGGUGGUGGUAGAAAUGAUUUUGGAGGAGGAAGAAAUGAUUUUGGAGGAAGAAACGAAGGCUUUGGUGGAGGUGGCUUCGGAGGAGGUAGAGACAACUUCGGAGGAGGAAGAGAUAACUUCGGAGGAGGUAGAAAUGAAGGCUGGGGUAAUGGAGGAGGCAAUGGUGGUUAUGGCGGAAACAAUGGAGGUGGCCGUUGGUAA